This is a messenger RNA of Chilo suppressalis (striped riceborer), 5276 nucleotides long. NCBI's taxonomy places the organism in Eukaryota, Metazoa, Arthropoda, Insecta, Lepidoptera, Crambidae. The record is from the annotation of a GenBank genome assembly.
CGGGCAGAUAAGAAAUUAAUGUGCAAUAAAAUAAUACAAAUUUUAUCAAUUGGGUGUCCUACUGAGUCGGCACUAUGACAAUAUUGUGACGUAGUCGAGCGCUGGGGCUAUUCUGGCUCACCCGAUCAAUACUAUUAUCACGGUAUAGCUGUGUAGGUGUUUACAUGCGCCUAGUAUACGCAUAGCGCCGCUUGAAUGAGGUUGUCGCGAGUGAUAACGCGUAAAUUCCACUGUGAACCAAUAUAAAAAGAGGAGGAAAUGUAAAGAAAAAAAUGCCGCUGCCUGAACUCAUCAGAAGGGCGUCGAGCUAUUUCCUCGGCUUGGAGUUCGAGGACAACGAGGAACUGCCAGAUUAUGUGGAUAAUGAAAUUUUGUUUUGCAAGAAUAAUGUGUGUGUACAUCCUCCGACAAUCGCGAGGCAUGAGUUGGACAUAGUUCACCAUCCUGGCUACCUCACAGUCACUACGAAAGUGUUCACCGACCAGCACAAUAACGCUAAACGGCCUACACUUUUCCUCAACUGGAUACCGAAUUCCACACUACGUAAAUGUCCUUCAGCUGUCGAGACGAGCCCUAGCGACGAACUAGGUCCUGGCCCAAUAAAACAGGCCAGCAUUAAAACGAAACUGAAACCAACCACCGAAUCCAAAAGGACCGCAAAAGAUUUUAACAACGAAACUGCAUUUUCCGACUCAUCUGAAACGAAUAGCCUCAAUUCUAACUCCGAUAAACAAAGCAUAAAAUCAGCCGAUCGGUACAUUAUACCAAACGACAUUACACAAGACGAAUUGUCAUCCAGUUCAAAACCUUCUGUGAAGUCGGUGGAUUCCUGUAAAGACAAUGUUUUUAAUUGUUUCGAAAAAGAUGAUACGAAAGAUAACGUGUUUAUGUACGAUAAACAUGUGCGUUCACAAUCGAUGACGUCUGUAAAUAUAACUAUAGCGAACCCUAACAUAGAGAACGUGGAUUUGACCCCGGACUCUUUGUCGGGUGACAAAUUUAUAAGGUCGGUGUCUAUGAGUUCUUGCGAUGAGGGUAACCCAAAUUGGAUGAGCACUCCUGAAUUUUUAGCUCUCAAACACAACUUAGUAUUCCCUGACAGCGUUCAAAGCUCGCCGGUACCUCAAAGAAGAGCUCCGAUGAAAUGUCGUAGGUUUUCAGUGGACCUCAGUCAGAUGCGAUCGCUGCGGUUGUUCUUCAACGACGACGACUGCACGUGCGGCCAACUCGUGGUGGCUUCCAGGGAGUCGCAGUACAAGAUCUUGCACUUCCACCACGGCGGACUAGACCACUUGGCGCAGGUGCUACACAGGUGGCAUUCCUUGCUGCACAAUAUCAAGCUUACGCCAGGGUCCGAAGAACCGAACCUUCCAUACCGUCAUUUCAUGGUAUGCCGUCCCGAAGUGCAGAAAUCAGAACAGCACCCCGAAGAAGGUAAAGUGCCGAAAAUAUCCCCCGAGCUGUUUUAUGGAAAACUGAUGAACAGUAAGGGCGUUAUCGAAGACGACUUGUUCCUAAGGAAAUGCAUAUUCUUCGGGGGUCUCGACAAAGAGCUCAGACGAGAAGUUUGGCCUUUUCUCCUCCAUUGCUACCCAUACAAUUCUACUUACGACGAAAGAGAGAUAAUUCUACAAAUAAGGACUAGAGAAUACGAGGAAAUUACAAAGAGAAGGUUGGAAAAGAUGACGCCUGAACAACACGCUAUAUUUUGGAGGACCGUGCAAUGCGUCAUUGAGAAAGAUGUGGUGAGAACGGAUAGAGGGAAUCCAUUCUUUGCUGGUGACAACAAUUACAAUAUUGAAAUAAUGAAGAAUAUUUUGUUGAAUUAUGCUGUUUAUAAUCCAGUGUUAGGGUACACACAAGGAAUGAGUGAUUUGCUGGCACCUGUUCUUUGCGAAAUAAAAUGUGAGGCUGAGACCUUCUGGUGCUUCGUCGGUCUGAUGCAGAGAGCAAUAUUUGUUUGUACACCAACUGACAACGAUAUGGACAAUAAUCUUAGUUACCUCCGAGAGCUCAUCAGAAUAAUGUUACCACAUUUCUAUAAGCACUUAGAGAAGCAUGUGGAUGCUAUGGAACUCCUCUUUUGUCAUCGGUGGAUAUUACUGUGUUUCAAGCGCGAGUUCACCGAGGCAGUCGCGCUGCGCAUGUGGGAGGCGUGCUGGGCCAACUACCAGACGGACUACUUCCAUCUGUUCCUAUGCCUCGCCAUCAUCGCGGUUUACGCUGAUGACGUCAUCGCGCAAGGCCUCAACACCGAUGAGAUGUUGCUGCACUUCAGUUCCUUAGCAAUGUACAUGGACGGCAGGCUGAUACUCCGUAAAGCACGCGGUCUUCUGUACCAGUUCAGACAACUAGUGCGUAUUCCUUGUACGCUAGCAGGAAUGUGUCAGCGCUGCGGACCCGGUAUCUGGGACUCUACCCACAGACCUAGUAUCGAAUGCACCGGGGCGCACGACGUUUGCGAAUAUGCUGCGCGUUAACACUACGCUACUUCACAUGUUGAUUUGACUUAACAAGUAAUAAAGAAGAAUAUUGGACUACCAGAUGGAGGGAGGGCUUUCACUCCUAAGUUGCUGAUAUUCUGCAGACCUGUAGGGCUAUUCGCUAACGGUUUUUGACAGAUGGAAGUGAUACUCACAGAGCUAUUUAUUGAUCUACUACUGCUUUCUUAUAACGCAAUUAUGAUACUUGUAACGAAAAGUAUCGAUGGAUAUGCAAUUUUCUCUUUAGUUAUACACUGUAAAUUUCACAAAAGUUUGCGUUUAGGCAACUGUACAAAGCUCUCUGCUUCCAUAAACCUCCUCGCCCAGUGUGAAGUGUUAACUUACGAAAUCCCAAUAAUAUUUAUAAUAAUCCAACGUACACACACGACUACAUUGGAAGACCUCCCUGUGUCGGUUUUUUCUUACUGUUAUAUGUAACUUGGGUGUCUUUAAGAAGAGAGUAAAGAGGCAUUUACUGUCUGUGCGUGGACCACUUUAUAGUAUCCAGUCUCGAUUUCAAUAAAACAAACAUCGAUAAGGCGAAUGCGCAUACAGUUUUAAGUCGCGGCAUGAAACUCUAGCACUGACCGUUAUUGUGCAGAAAUAAAAAUUAAGAUGUCUUGGGUGGAGACAAGGUGCGCGGGUGGGCGUACGUUGCGCCGAUUGGCUCUCCAGUCGUACCCAUGCGCAGCUAUCCCCUCCACGUUUUGUUCAGCGCUAGAGUUACGUGCCGCGACCUGUACCGAUAAGAAAAUCAGAUGGUGAUGUGCUAACUCUCCCGUGCAGAUGGUAGAAAUUUAUCAACGAAUGGCACGGUUUCCGAGACUACUGUAGACAAUAGGCUGGUAAAUGAACCAAAGCAAUAUAAAAUGUAGCUUACCUAUAUCUAUAUGAGAGAAGGAAGGAGGCACAUAUUUUUUGGUUAAUUGAUAUCGCACCGUUGAGGUUUUACAAUAUAGUGUGGAGCUAGGUUUAAGUUUGUAAAUGCCGGAAAACACAAAAAAUAUUAAGUUAACUAACAAAAAAGGUUAAGGGCUAGCUGGCCGGCAGACAAAGAAGUUGAUCUAUAUUUACUAAAUAGGUUUUCUCCUUAUACCCUCAGAUCUAAUAACGAAUUGAAGACUUAGGGAGGUACUUAUCUACAUAUCGAAAUUAUUCGGUAAAAUUGAUGGUGAAAUUUAUCAAUUGGAUGUUUUGAGAUCAACAUAUAUUAUGGUACCUUAUGUUGAUUUAUAAGAAUUUUAAUUUUGUUCGAUAUUUGCACAGACACGACUGUUAACAUUCAAUGACUUGUAAGUAAAGAGGCGAUAAAAAAAUCACAAAUUCAAAGUAAAAUCGUCCUGAAUGUAUACUGAAUUAAAUUAUCUUUAGUAUUAAUUUACAUUGGUUAAUGAGUAGGUAUUAAUUUACAUUUAUUCUUACUGUUACGGAACUAAAUAUAGCUUUGUGCUAUAUGAGUAGGUUAAGAAGUCCACAGAGGACCGCUUUGUUAUUAAAGAUGCUUGUUCCAAUUGAUUUUUACUAUUGUUCUAUCUUGGACAAAAGAGCCAUAUCAUUUCGUUGGUUCAUUCGUAUCGUCAUUGUAUCCAUGGUCCAUGGUAUCGUUCCUAUCAGCUGUGCUAUUACGUAGACUCACAAAAUUUUCACGCGCGGAUCUAUAUCGGAUUUUGUGUCUUUACAGAAUAGCACUGCCGUAGGUUGAAGCUACACCGCAUUCACAAAUAAUACCGUUUAAUAUUUUAGUAGUAAGGCAAAUAUAAGAUAAUUAUUUAAUGUUGAAACAUUUUAAAAUAAAUCUAAUGGAAUAUCAUAAUAUUUACAACGUUGAACUUGCAAAAAUUACUUCCACUGUUAAAUCAAACAAGAUUACAAGAUAUCCACGCGAACCAGGCAUCAGACAGGAUUUUCUUUAGAUUUAUAAAACCAGCAGUUAAAUGCUUAAAUAAAAAAAAGUAACAUAGGUAAUCGAAUUGUGGUUUGUGCAAUACGGCAAAAUAUCAAAGCAGAUCAAUUAUAUUUUAGAGUCAUUAAGCGUUAAAAUUGUUUUGAUGAAAUUGAAUUGUAAUAAACGUGGGCUCUAGAAUCCUAGAAUAGAUGAUUGGUGACCCAUCGUAUGACCGGCCAUUGCAAAAGUUACUUUACCUCCACGAACACUGACCGAACGCGCUAACCUCUGCGUGUUUGAGGUCUUACAUGGCAUCGAACAAUAUUACAAUAAUGUACAUAUUAUUAUAAUUGAAUUUAUUUUUUGUCUUUGUGUUUGAAUAACACUGGUCUUUUGGAUAUAUUGAGUAAGACUGAUACUACAUUCCAAGAACUUGAAAACAGGACACAGAAUUUUUGUGAAGUUGACGGUUUAUAUCCAUCAGGUAAUUGGCGAUAAAUCGUUUAAACUAGAGCCCAAUAUUGGGUGAAAAUCUGUAUACAUUUUUGUGAUUCAGAGCGAGCGAUUUACGUCUGUUGCAUGGUUGUUUUUAUUUCCAACGUGUGUUUUUAUUGAAUUUUGGCUGAACUUGGCUGACCGAAAUUGAUUAGUCAUUGGAUUGGCAUCUAUUCAUGAAAGUAUUGUUUAGAAUAAAUAUACAUUGUUAUUAAAUUAAAAUGGUUACAUACAUUCGAUACGCAGAGUACUUUUAUCCCAAGAUGAUGUAAACAGGGACAUAUCAAUGUUGAAAUGUGUUCUUAUAAAAUCUUAAAUAUUGUGUCACGGUUGUUUACAAAUUUCGUAUCGUUGUUGAAACAAAGUAAAUCGGACCUAAUUGUGUGUUAGUUAUAUGGCGUAUUGGAGUUUAA